AUGGAUGUCUCACUUGUACCAUGCGAAAUGAUACUUUCGGCGAAAAUCUACUUCGGCAAUCCAAUGACAAUGGAGUGCCCGCUUUUGGAUGUUGCUCAGUCGGGGCGACCCACUGAUAACAGUAAAAAUAGUUGUGGAAUUUCCCGUGCAACUUCACUGGUGCUGUUGGAACAUAAUUAUUGCAAGCCUGCAUGGAUGCUCCAAUCCUCAUCGCACAACCAUAAUCAUGAGACUGGUUCUCCUCCAGAUUGUGGAUCGACUCGGAAGAGAUUGAACGUAAAAUGGCCCAAGGAUAAUCAUGGUCUGAUCACCAAAGUCGAGGAACUUAGUUUGGCACAGAAGCCGACAAUCCACGCAAACUGCUCUGGGACUCCAGUUGAACAUGUUGAGCGGACUUCGAAUAGCUCCUGUUCAAGUCUUGAGUCAAGGCGUUGUACGUCACCGGAUAGGAAGCGUCGCAAAUCCGAAAUUGAAAGUGUUGCCCAAGAGAAGGCAGUAUCCACCCUGCCUACUCCAUCCAGUCACCAGAAUGGUGUUUGUAACAAGUCAUAUGUGGCAGCUGAGCCUUGUUCAUCGAAGACCACCUGCAAAGGCAAGUUCAAUGAUGGUAAUCUUGUGGCGGAAAACGGAUUUGCGGUGUCGACUCCUUUUCACAGAUCAAAUAUUACUACAAUGAAGGCUAGUGACCCGGUCAACUAUGGGAGUGACUCUUGCAAAAGUGUUUGUGUUUUGGUUUUCAGCAUUUUCCAGUUGUUCAUUGAUCGCUUAGCUAUCUCAUAUACUACCUCUGAGCCCUGUUCUUCAAAAACGGUAAUCAAUGGCGUAAACAAGAACAGUUCCGAUGAUUUUGAAGCGGAUAAUGAAUUCAUGAUGUCAUUCCCUUUUUACGAAAGCUCGUUAGCCCGAAUGCUCGGUCGAUUACCUGCCGUGAACCUUGCUCAUCGAGCGACAGGUACAGUAGUGAUAGUCUUCAGGCGGAUAACGCAUAUAGUGAUGUCCUUCCGUUUUGAGGGACCAAAUUCCAUCACACCAAAAUCCAAAAUUGAAUCAAAUGGUGGCACCUCAUCCGGACCUCCAUGUAAGAGUGUUCGUCCAAAGACCCUUAGUGAGCCCUUAACUAAUGGCCAUCGAAGCAACAAACAAGAAGAAGCGGUCGUGAAGUCACAAACUUUUGCAGUGGAACCAUCUUCGAAUAAUGGAACCCGAAAUUCGUCUCAAUAUCAAGGCGAUGUUAACACUAAGCGGGUAUGCGAACUACCCGGGAAAGGAAAGAAAACAUCGGAAAAACCGACUGAUGUGAAAGAAGCUCGCACAGAGAAGUCAGCUGAUAAAGGACUCUGUGUGAAAACUUUGGAACCAUCGUCACGAGCUCGUACGCUAUCGGGUAAUGAACUAAGUAGGAAUAAAAUAGGCAGGAAAAGCUUUCCGUUUUCCGAUCCCCGUUUAGAUGGAAUAUGGACAUUCAACAAUUUCUCUCCCAUUAAAGGCCGAAAACAUUUCCCAGGUAUCGUGAAUGUUGGUGUUUCAUGUUUUCUUAAUAGUGUGAUGCAGGCACUGGUCCAUUUGGCCCCAUUCACUCGUUAUAUUGUUGAAAAGCACGAACAUUUGCAGGGUGCCCAGAAAGGUCCAUGUGUGUCUUGUGCGUUACGCCACAACUAUUUCAAAGCAGCUUUCCAGUAUCCUCGUAAACUGGAUCUUUCCUGGAUGACGAAGCGUUACUGGAAACAAAUUUGUGGAAGACAUUACACUUAUCAACAAGAGGACGCUCAUGAAUUUUUGUUAAAUUUCAUUGGUACAUUGGAUCGUGAGUCUUCGGAACGUUCUAAGAGUGAUCCAAUCCCUAAACCGACUCCACUCGAACAAAUCUUUUUCGGAAAAAUACGAAAGGAAAUGGCAUGUUCGUGUGGAGCAUUCAAGAUUCGGUACCAGAAGUUCCUAGAUUUAAAUCUUGCCAUACCUCCUAAUACAAACCGUCAUCAACGACUAACGACCACGGAUCUGUUGAAGUUUUUUGUGAAGAAGCAGCAAGUUGAACACAAAUGUGAACGAUGUGGAAGAAACAUGUGUCACACGUACCUCAUUUAUCGGUGUCCCGCAAUUUUGAUUUUGCAAGUCCUGUGUUUUAACAAUGCUGGUAAUAAAAUUUACCGACAAAUAGAUAUAGAGCGAUUUUUAUCAUUGAAUCCAUUUACCUAUUCUAAACAAGAGGACGGUUUAUAUGAAUUGACAGCGGUCGUAUCACAUGAAGGUGUUCUCAAUAAUGGUCAUUAUAUUGCUAUGGUCAAGGGUUUCGACAAGAAGUUUCGCUACUUCGAUGAUGAACUUGUUAGCGAUAUGAAUCCUCACGGCCGACAUGGCGGAUUUUACCCAUAUCUUAUAAUAUAUAGGUUGAAAACCACCGGUGACGUUAAACACGAUUCUAAUGAACGGAGUGGAUUAUCUCCAUCACCUAACAAACUGGCUCCGAAAUCGUUUGUUCAAGAUAAGAACGGUACAAUACCGGCAGCGAACUCUACCAAAAGGAAUGGACAGUUCUCAAUCAAAAGGUCGUAUUCCGCCGACUAUUUAACCCCGGAUUUCGCUCGUUCUGGAAAAGCUAAGCUGCCCUAG
Haemonchus placei is the source of this 2610-nucleotide messenger RNA. The record is from the annotation of a GenBank genome assembly. Lineage: Eukaryota; Metazoa; Nematoda; Chromadorea; Rhabditida; Trichostrongylidae.